Octopus sinensis (East Asian common octopus) is the source of this 2289-nucleotide messenger RNA. Its product is annotated as leucine-rich repeat-containing protein 27-like. Gene Ontology annotation, molecular function: protein binding. Bases 553 to 2130 code for a protein of 525 amino acids. The record is from RefSeq and is a predicted model, not a curated record. The transcript is spliced from 10 exons. Lineage: Eukaryota; Metazoa; Mollusca; Cephalopoda; Octopoda; Octopodidae.
AUAUAUAUAUAUAUAUACAUAAUACAUGCAUACAUGUUUCUAUGUGUGUACUAGUAAAACAUCAGCAUUUGAAUAUAACAAUAGACUCUACCCAAACACGCCCCCCUCCAACAACUAUAUGUUUUCUAUACACAUACGUACGGCAGUCUUCACAGAUAUAAAUAUAAACGCAUGCAUGUUGAUGCAAUACUGUAAACAUACACGCUUGUAUUAGUCCAUAUAUCUUCACUUGCUCAGACAUAACAUUUAUACACGCAUAAAUGCGUUUAUAGACGAAUACAGUUGCAUUAUUUUACAAAUUUUUAUACAAUCUCACAUAAUCAUAAAUAUGCACGCAAUUUUCAAACAUACAUAAAUAAACACACGUAAAUUUUAUCUUAAAUAGAUCGACAGAUAUAGCUAGCGAUACAUACAUACAUACACACAUACAUACAGUUGCACACACAAACACACACAUUUCGUUCAGAGUCGCUGCACAUACAAUCUUUCACACACACACAUGCAUUGGAAAAUCCAUUGACUAUUUCAGUGUGUUGCUUGCCCCUACAUGUGAUGAAAGACUCAAAUAGUGACCUCAUGAACUUUGACCUGCCACCACUUAACCUUGCCGAAGAAGAAGGUGUCCCUCGUAGCAACCACACGCAAAAAGAUGAAGUGAAACCUGUCACCAGUCACCAUUUGUUCGACGCGAUGCCUGGAGAAAAUGGUACUGUCUGGAAUGCAGCUGGGAGUAAUUCCAUAAAAGGUUUCGAUGGGCCCCCAAACUUUGGAAACAAUGCCCCAUAUGCAGAGCCAGAGAAUAGAGAUAUGCUUAACAAAGAAGUUUUCUCAAGCCAUCUGACUUUACUUGAUCUCAGCUCCAGAAAGCUGACCAUCGUUCCUAACAAUGUGAUGUCUCUGAACAACCUUGUGUACUUGUACUUGGCGAAUAACAAACUCUGCCAGCUGCCAGACCAUUUCUUCAACCACUUCCCAGCACUACAGUGGCUUGACCUUCGCUACAACAACCUCACUUCACUCCCUGGUCCGGAUAUUGACAAGAGUCACAGCUUGCAUUGUCUACUGCUGGAAGGUAACAACAUAAUGAAACUACCAAUAGAGUUAGGUUAUGUCCAUACUUUGCAUGGACUUAAUGUCAGAGACAAUCCAUUGGAGAUGCCCCCAGAACAUAUUAUAGAGCAAGGAGUUGAAGAAAUACUGAGAUACUUAAGGGAGAAAUAUCAAGAGCAAACACAAGCAUCCAAGCAAUCCAGUGAAGCUGUGGAAGAAACUGCCUUGGAAAUUGGUGUCGAAGAUGAUGGUAAGGAGCAGGAGGAGGAGGGGGAGGAGGAGGAUGUCGAGUCAAAGAGUAGGGUCCAUGAAAUUGGUCUCGAAGAGCAGCAGCAACAACAACAACAACAGCAACAAGACCUACCACAGCAGCAGGGACCAGAUCUACCACAGCAGCAGCGGCAAGAUGAAGAACAGCAGCAGCAGUUAUUUCAUCUGAGUGACCUGAAAGAGGAGACGAAUGCCAAUAUGGAGCAGAAUUCAGAGUUACAAAGUGAGAAUAUUCCAAAGAAACACAAGAAAGAUAUGAAGAAAUUUCGAGAAUAUGAAUCAAAAAUAUUGGCACGUCAAAAGAAUGCAAAGAUAGAAUACAUUUUACAGAAGAGGAAGUACGUAACUUCUUGUGCCAACUUGUACAGUGUAGAAGAUGAAGACUCACUGAAAAAAUUCAGACAGGAGACUAAACUCAAGCAAAAAUUGUUAACAGUUUCCGUGAACGAAAUCCCCAACACCACAGGUGAUGCCCCAUUUGGAGUUUAUGGGGAAUACAUGAAAAUGAUGUCCCGUGAAGAAGCUACUAAGGAACCAGUAUUGACAAAACCACUUCCAAAGCUGGUCCCAAUUGAAAUUAAAAAGCUGAUGUCUAAGGAGAAAUCGGAGAAGAUUUUGGAACUGGAGCAGAAAAUUAGGUCCCAUUAUAUCAGGAUGCAUGAGAGACGUAAAAAGCCAAAAGGGACGAUCGCUGAAGAGGUGGAAGCUACGAAAGAAUACAUGAAUAUCGCAAUAAAUUUACAGCUUGAACUUGAAGAGCAGCGCCAGAAUCUAGAGUACCGUUUCAAAGCAUUCACUGCUGACUCAUGAGUUAUCUAUGCCCGUUACUGAUAUGUUUAAAAGUUUUUGAAAAGUGUAUUGAUAAGCUUAAGAUUGUUUCUCACUUAUUUGGAGAAUUGUUAUCCAAUUCAAAUUACAACAAAAACAAACUCUUUAUAUUUAAAUUUAAAUAAAAAAUGCAUUUAAAGA